Molecule: messenger RNA, 729 nt
Organism: Onthophagus taurus
Lineage: Eukaryota; Metazoa; Arthropoda; Insecta; Coleoptera; Scarabaeidae
Source: RefSeq, a predicted model, not a curated record
AUGGGAAACCGUAUAACGAACGGCACGGAAGCCUUAAUGAAUUCGUACCCAUUUAUGGCAAGUGUAAUUUUUCACGGUGGACAUAAAUGUGGAGGAUCUAUAAUUUCAAACGAUUGGAUUUUAACCGCUGCUCAUUGUUGUUUUUACGAAGGUAAAGAAGUUGGAGAUAAUCUCAUUCAAAUUUCCGUCGGAAACGUUUAUUGGCGAGACGGUACUUUAUACAGGGUCAACAAAAAAUUUGUACACGAGGCUUAUGAUCCAAAUAAUGUAAUUAACGAUAUCGCAUUGUUUAAAACGUUAAAAACGAUCAAAUACGGUUUAUCCGUUUCUGCCAUACCACUAAAUCAAAACAACAUCGCUAAAAACCAAGAGGCUAUUGUUAUAGGUUGGGGUUCCUACAUGAACACGAAAGGCGAAUUGAUUUACGAGCCAUCAAACAAGUUGCAACACGUCGUUAUUAAGGUGGUUGCUUUAAAAAUGUGUGAGAAAUAUUAUGGGACGAUGUCCUCGAAAAAUUUGUGUGGAUUCGGGGGUAAUUCGAAAGGAAGUUGUCAAGGCGAUUCUGGUGGACCUCUUAUUGUAAAAAAUGAAAAUAAAAUGACAUUAAUUGGAAUCGUUUCUUAUGGAUCGGAUUGUAGUAAUACAAUUCCUGAGGUUUACACGAAUGUGAAUUAUUAUUAUUCUUGGAUUAAAAAGGUUAUAAGACAAGAAAGACUUAAGAUUAAUUAA